This is a messenger RNA of Metarhizium brunneum ARSEF 3297, 816 nucleotides long. RefSeq lists its product as uncharacterized. Gene Ontology annotation, cellular component: proteasome core complex. NCBI's taxonomy places the organism in Eukaryota, Fungi, Ascomycota, Sordariomycetes, Hypocreales, Clavicipitaceae. The record is from RefSeq and is a predicted model, not a curated record. Gene Ontology annotation, molecular function: threonine-type endopeptidase activity.
AUGCCGGGUUUCGAUUUCUCCAACUACAACCGCAAUGCGGCACUACAUGCCAGAGGCGUGCCUCUUCCCAAAGCCACCAGCACGGGCACAACCAUUGUAGGCUGUAUAUUCGACGGCGGUGUUGUCAUUGCUGCCGAUACCCGAGCCACAUCAGGUCCUAUUGUCGCCGACAAAAACUGCGAAAAGCUGCACUAUAUCUCGCCCCAGAUCUGGUGUGCAGGAGCCGGCACCGCCGCCGACACCGAAUUCACCACGGCCCUCAUCUCGUCUCAGCUAGAGCUGCACUCGCUCUCUACGGGCCGCAAACCCCGAGUCGUCACCUGCAUGACGCUCCUGAAGCAGCACCUCUUCCGCUACCAAGGCUACAUUGGUGCGUAUCUGGUCGUCGCGGGCUGCGACCCGACGGGCACCCACCUGUUCACCGUCCACGCCCACGGCAGCACCGACAAGUUGCCCUACGUCACCAUGGGCAGCGGUAGCUUGGCCGCCAUGAGUGUUUUUGAGACACAGUGGAAGCCAAAUUUGACGCAAGAGGAUGCCGUCAAGCUAGCCAGCGAGGCCAUCUUGGCUGGUAUCUUCAACGACUUGGGCUCCGGUUCCAACGUGGAUGUUGCCAUCAUCACCAAGGACAAGACGACGCUCAAGAGGAACUACAUUAAGCCUAAUGAGAAGAGCGCCAAGUUGCAGAGUUACGCAUACCCCAAGGGCACGACGGCUGUUCUCAAUGAGAAGAUAAUCAAGAAGAAUGAGAUUGGGCGAUACGUUACCGUCACAGAAGUGCCACUUGAGGGGGAGAAGAUGGACGUGGACACUUGA